AUGGCUCUCGCCCCAACCAAUAUCGAUCCCAAUCAUCUGGUUUUGUACGCAUAUACACCAAGUGCUGCAGCUGCUGGAGCGUUCAUGGGGAUCUUUGCGGUCGCGACUGUCGCUCACAUCUUUUAUCUUCCCAAGUUACGCCAGUGUUUCUUCAUCCCGAUGAUCAUUGGUGGUAUCAUGGAGGUUGGAGGCUUGUACGGUCGCUUCUGGGGACACAGCAGUAAGAACAACUUCAAAGCGUAUGUCUUACAAGCGCUGCUUCUCACCCCUGCACCGAUCUUUCUUGCGGCAACCAUGUACAUGACUCUCGGCAGAGUCAUCAUCGCUCUAGAUGCCGACAAGGACCACACUCUCAUCCGUCCGCGCUGGCUGUCGAAGAUCUUCGUGCUAUUUGACAUAGUCUGCUUCAUUGUUCAGAUUGGCGGUAUCGGCUUGCAAUGCACUACUUCAUCGUCAGUACAGAAGACUGGUCGCACGGUAACCAUCAUCGGCUUGGUCAUCCAACUUGUCGUUUUCGCCUACUUCAUCCUUGUGGCUGUUGUCUUUCAUAGACGAUUGAAUGCCCGCCCUACCCCAGUCUCAGUUCACCACAGUAUUUAUUGGAUCCGACAUCUGCGUAUCAUGUACACAACAAGUGUUCUGGUACUCAUCAGAAACAUCUUCCGUGUCGCAGAGUACGUCGAAGGCUCAGAUGGUCCUAUUGGACACUCAGAGGUGUACCUCUACAUCUUCGAUUCGGCGUUGAUGGCAGGCCUUAUGUGGGCAUUCGUCAUUGUACAUCCUGGCAGACUUCUCAGGGCCAUCAAGAAGCUGAAGAAUCGUUGUUCUCUCCUCCCCGUCUACGAAAAGAUGUAA
This is a messenger RNA of Aureobasidium melanogenum CBS 110374, 855 nucleotides long. RefSeq names its product RTA1 protein. Bases 1 to 855 code for a protein of 284 amino acids. Gene Ontology annotation, cellular component: membrane. NCBI's taxonomy places the organism in Eukaryota, Fungi, Ascomycota, Dothideomycetes, Dothideales, Saccotheciaceae. The record is from RefSeq and is a predicted model, not a curated record. The transcript has a single exon.